UGCUCAGUCUGAAUUAUGUCAAAGUUAGCCCUCCCAAACCUAAGCUGCCUCAUCUCCCUACUUUGUAACUCCCUAGUUAUACCCAUGAAUGCCAGUAGAGGCUGCUAUAGUUCCAUGUGUAGGAAAUGACCUAGUUCCAGGCAUACCCUACCCAGUAAUUUUCUUUAUCUUAUACUGAUUCUCCUCUCUGAACAAUGUCCUGAGUUUCUUGAGGAGACUCCUGGUCUUAGUUUCAAAUUAUUUGGAGGGUUGGCUAGGAAUUUGUGUCCCUCUAAAUAAAAGUUCUUCCCCUUCCACUUGCAUGUAACCUUUUGGUUUCCAAUAAUCCCCCUAUUGUCUCUGCAAAAAGUUUUAAGGUCUUAAACAAUGGAAGAAACUUCUGCUUUUUCUGUUUCAGAGGAGAUGAGUAUCCCAAACCAGCACUUUCUGAAUGCCCGCCCAUGUCAGACUUGAUGUGCAUGAUCACACUUAAUCUUUGUGAAUCUAUAGGAUAGUUGGUUGUUUUUUUGUUUUGUUUUGUUUUUGUUUUGAGGCAGAGUCUCACUGCACCCUCAGUAGAGUGCUGUGGCAUCACAGCUCACAGCAACCUCAAACUUUUAGGCUUAAGCAAUUCUCUUGCCUCAGUCUCCCGAGUAGCUGGGACUACAGGCACUUGCCACAGUGCUCAGCUAUUUUUUUUGUUGAAGUUGUCAUUGUUGUUUACCUGGCCUGGGCUGGGUUUGAACCUGCCAACCUCCGUGCAUGUGGCUGGUGCCUGUGACCACUGUGCUAUGAGUGCUGAGCCUCUAUAGGGUACUUUUAUUCAUUCUUUAUAGGACAGACUCAUCAUUACUAUUUUCUAUAACAUCACACAGCUUAGAGAUCUCCAAAUGUGUUUGCUAAGUCCUAGCCCUGGACUACUUUUCUCGCAGCCUAGAUACAAAAAGCUUGAGACUCAAUCAAGUCUUGGUAUUAGGCUAUAGGCAAGAUUCAGUGCUCAAUGCUGAACUAGGCAGAGGAUCCUGGAACUGGUAGGGUGCAGUGCCUGCGGAGGGUAGGAGAGUGGUUCAGUGCUUGCAUGUACUACUUGAUUGGGAUCUGAGAUUUUCAUUCUUCCUCAGACCUAUUCUGGGUGCAGUGUGGGGUUCAGUGUUUUGUUAAUCCAGAUGCACUCAUUUGGUUUGAAUGAUGGAAAUCAGUAGCUGGUACUAAAGGCUACUAGUAAAUUUGAACGCAAAGAAGAGGCUGUGCAUUAGGAAGUAAUACCUUAAGCCAAACCACAGGACAGAAAAUUGGAACAGAAUUACAUAAAUCAAGGUCAGAAAUUUCCUGUCCAACCCACAGGGUGGAGUUUGAUGCAUUCCUAUUCAUCCUAGUGAAUAUAAACCCUGACCUGAAGGAGUGGCUGGUAGGACUCUGAUUUCAGCUCUCAGCAUCCACCAUGAAUCUCAAGAUAGUCCUGAUGUUCCUGGCACUGUCCCUCAUUACCAUCUUUGCUCUGAUCAGUGUCUUGCUGACCAGCCGAGGUGGUUCCAGCCAGCCUCGCCACUGCCCCUCUGUAUCCCACAGGGCCCAGCCCUGGAUAUACCCUGGCCAGAGCCAGCUGUUCGCAGACCUGAGCCGAGAGGAGCUGACAGCUGUGAUGAGCUUUCUUACCCAGCAGCUCGGGCCAGGGCUGGUGGAUGCAGCCCAGGCCCAGCCCUCGGACAACUGUGUCUUCUCAGUGGAGCUACAGCUGCCCCCGAAGGCUGUGGCCCUGGCCCACUUGGACAGGGGGAGCCCCCCACCUGCCCGGGAGGCGCUGGUCAUCGUCAUCUUUGGUGGACAACCCCAGCCCAACGUGACUGAACUGGUGGUGGGACCACUGCCUCACCUCUCCUACAUGCGGGAUGUGACCGUGGAGCGUCAUGGAGGCCCCUUGCCCUAUCACCAACGUCCCCUGCUAAAAACUGAGUCUGCUCAAAUGUGGAGGCAUUUGAAAGAGGUGGAGCUACCCAAGGCACCCAUCUUCCUGGCUUCUGUCUUCAAUUACAACGGCUCUACUUUGGUACCUCUGCAUGCCACCCCUCGUGGCUUGCACCCAGAGGACCGAGCUACCUGGAUAGCUCUCUACCAUAACAUCUCAGGUGUUGGUAUUUUCCUUCACCCUGUGGGGCUGGAGCUACUGCUGGACCACAGUGCCCUGGACCCUGCCCGCUGGGCUGUCCAGAAGGUCUUCUAUCUGGGGCACUACUAUGCAGACUUGGGCGAGUUGGAAUGGGAGUUUAAGGCUGGCCGGCUGGAAGUGGUUAGAGUCCCUCUGCCGCCACCAAAUGGGGCUUCAUCCCUGAGGUCCCGGAUCGCCCCAGGUCCUCUUCCCCCUCUUCAGUUCUCACCCCAGGGUUCCCAGUACAGUGUGCAAGGGAACCUGGUGGUGUCUUCCCUCUGGAGGUUUACUUUUGGCCAUGGGGUGUUCAGUGGCAUUAGGAUCUUUGAUAUUCAGUUCAAGGGAGAGCGAGUGGCCUAUGAAAUCAGUGUCCAGGAGUGCCUGUCUGUCUACGGUGCUGAUUCACCCAAGACAAUGGUAACUCGCUAUUUGGAUAGUAGCUUUGGGCUUGGCCGUCACAGCCAAGGCUUGGUGAGGGGAGUGGACUGCCCCUAUCAAGCCACAAUGGUGGACAUCAAUAUAUUAGUGGGCAAAGGGGCAGUCCAACUGCUCCCAGGGGCUGUGUGUAUAUUUGAGGAGGCCGGGGGACUGCCCCUUCGAAGACACCACAAUUAUAUUGGGAGUCAUUUCUAUGGGGGGUUGGCCAGCUCAGCCCUUGUGGUCAGAUCUGUGUCAUCUGUGGGUAACUAUGACUACAUUUGGGACUUUCUGUUGCACCCAAAUGGGGCACUUGAAGGACGGGUUCAUGCCACAGGCUAUGUUAAUACAGCUUUCCUGAGCGGGGGAGAGGACAGCCUCCUCUUUGGGAACCGUGUGGGAGAGCACGUGCUGGGGGCAGUGCACACGCAUGCUUUCCACUUUAAGCUGGACCUGGAUGUGGCAGGGCUGAAAAACUGGGUGGUAGCUGAAGAUGUGGUGUUUAAACCUGUGGCAGCUCCCUGGAGCCCGGAGUACCAGCUGCAGCGCCCACAGCUGACUCGGCAGGUUCUGGAAAGGGAAGAUGUGGCAGCUUUUUCCUUGGGAAGCCCCCUUCCCCGCUACCUUCACCUGGCUAGCAACCAGACCAAUGCCUGGGGUCACCAGCGUGGGUACCGGAUCCAGAUCCACAGCCCCCUGGGCAUACACAUGCCCUUGGAAAGCAACAUGGAGAGGGCCCUCAGCUGGGGGAGAUACCAGCUUGCAGUAACCCAGAGGAAGGAGGAGGAGUCACACAGCAGCAGCAUCUAUAACCAGAAUGACAUCUGGAGACCCUCUGUGGCCUUUGCUGACUUCAUCAACAAUGAAACCCUCUUAGGAGAGGAUCUGGUGGCUUGGGUUACAGCCAGCUUCCUGCACAUUCCCCAUGCUGAGGAUGUCCCCAACACAGUGACAUUGGGGAACAGAGUUGGCUUCUUGCUCCACCCCUAUAACUUCUUUGAUGAGGACCCUUCCAUCUUUUCCCCCGGCAGUGUUUACUUUGAGAGGGGCCAAGAUGCUGGACUCUGCAGUGUCAACCCUGUGGCCUGCCUGCCACAAUUGGCAGCCUGUGUCCCAGAUUUGCCCCCUUUCUCUUAUCAAGGCUUCUAACCCUCAGCAGGAGUGGGAAUUGGAGGGGGUUAGACACGUUACCUUUCUCUUUGUUUUCACUUUUUGUUCCCUAUGUUUUGUAUUUUUUGAGACAGGGUCUUGCUCUGUCAACCAGGCUAGAGCACAGUGGCAUCAUAACUCACUGCAGCCUCAAUUCCUGGGCUCAAGCAAUCCUCCCGCCCCAGCCUCCCAAGUAGCUGGGACCAUACGGACCUGCCACACACUGGGCUAAUUUUCUUAUUUUUUGUACAGUUGGGGGUCUCACUAUGUUGCCCAGGGUGGUCUUGAACUCCUGGGCUCAAACGGUCCUCUUGAUCAGCCUUUCAGUCUCACAAAGAGGUGGGCCUGUUUCCUGUGAUUUUAUCACAUCUACACCCCAGACUCCCACCCUUUCAACAUUCCUUAGGAAGCAACCUCUUCCCACAAUAAAUUCCCACAAAUUCUUGUAUAUCACUUUGGUUAAUUAUUAUUUUCUGUUCAUUUAAAAAAUGACAAAUCUUGGGCAGCGCCUGUGGCUCAGUGAGUAGGGCGCCGGCCCCAUAUGCCGAGGGCGGAGGGUUCAAACCCACCCCCAGCCAAACUGCA
This is a messenger RNA of Nycticebus coucang (slow loris), 4276 nucleotides long. It is a transcript of the gene AOC2, whose product is annotated as amine oxidase copper containing 2. The coding region runs from base 1421 to 3691 and encodes 756 amino acids. Gene Ontology annotation, molecular function: primary methylamine oxidase activity; copper ion binding; quinone binding. Gene Ontology annotation, biological process: amine metabolic process. The transcript has 4 exons. Gene Ontology annotation, cellular component: plasma membrane. NCBI's taxonomy places the organism in Eukaryota, Metazoa, Chordata, Mammalia, Primates, Lorisidae. The record is from RefSeq and is a predicted model, not a curated record.